UACAUCAACAACGUUCUUCAAGCACUGGUACCAGUCGACCACCCCCCAACCCAUUGCCAGUCUAGACGAGCAGAUACGCAACAUUGCAGAACAUGGCAACAGCAUACUACUUCGCGGCGCAUUUCAACACGUCCAGAACGCAUGCAACCGAUGCAUCGCCGUUCCCUGCAAGCACGCUGAAUACCAUCUCACCGUCAACGCUUAUCCCAGUCACGCACGAACCAACACAGACCCAGUCUCUUAUUCAUGUGGCACCAGAGAUAGCCGCAAGGAUGAGAGGUGUAACAAACCCACAACAAACCUCAAUCCUCUUCCGUCUCCCGGCAGAACUCCGAAACCAAAUCUACGAAGAGCUCCUCUGUCCAGACACACCGCACCACAAAGACCUCGCAACAUACUCUACGCCAUCCAGACCCCCAACGGUCUACCCAGCCAUCCUCCGAACCUGUCGCAAGAUCCACGAAGAAGCCCAGGAUCUCUUAUACACAACACACGUCUUCCACGCGCACCGCUCUCUCCUAAUUGCUCUACCACAUCUGAUCUUGCCCGAGAAACCAAUCUUGUCUCCAACCAGCAUCGCAAAAAUCGCGCGCUGGCAGCUUGAGCUACGCCUAGAUAUCGAUCCCCGGUUUUCCAACAGUCAAGCUACGGCUGCAUUCUCUGGUGCGGAGUUUCUCCAAGUAAAGGUUUGGCAGAGUAUGUUUGAUGGGGCGGAUAAUUCGGUCUUGAAAUUGUUUACUGGGGUUAGGGGAGUGGGUGUUGCGAAGGUUACAGGGUGUGACGAUGAGGGGUUGGCGAGGUGGUUGGAGAAGAGGAUGAUGAUGCCGAUUGAAGAGCAGGAGAAUAGGGAAAGAUGUUGUCAGUGUGGAAAGAAAUCAGAUGAGGAGAUGGAGUGGUUUGGUGUGGCUAGAGAUGCUUGGACGUUUGGGAACAGGUAGGGCGGAGGAUAGCGUUGAGUUGACUUUCGAUUCCGGCAUGAAGUAUUUUCCCUUUUCUGGAGUUCGUUACACUGGCAUUACUCACUCAGGCCGAAAAGUUUAGACUAUCGUGGUUCAAAAUGGAUAGGAUUUAGCUUCAAACCUACAGGCCUUUACAGCUUUCACACUGUGAUGUGACUAUCUUUCUUUUUGGGUGGGUAUCAAGUGUUAGAGAAUCGAAGUAUUGACAAAGGAAAUUCUAGAGUCUUGCCCUGAUUGGAUGAGUAGCAUGUCGAAUGCUGGCCCAGAGCCCUACGUUGGACCCUAGUGAUCUACCGCAACUCUUCCCUCUCGUCCUCUUCGUCGUCCUCGAUUUUGGCGCAAGGGAACGCGCACUUCAUUGAUCGUUGCUGCACAUGGUUAUUAGCAAUGCAGUU
Messenger RNA from Alternaria rosae, 1354 nucleotides. RefSeq lists its product as uncharacterized. The transcript has a single exon. The record is from RefSeq and is a predicted model, not a curated record. NCBI's taxonomy places the organism in Eukaryota, Fungi, Ascomycota, Dothideomycetes, Pleosporales, Pleosporaceae. Bases 93 to 938 code for a protein of 281 amino acids.